Messenger RNA from Prunus armeniaca (apricot), 3216 nucleotides. The record is from the annotation of a GenBank genome assembly. NCBI's taxonomy places the organism in Eukaryota, Viridiplantae, Streptophyta, Magnoliopsida, Rosales, Rosaceae.
AUGGAGAGAAGUAGAGAAGCAAGAAGGCCAAGCAUGGCAGCAAGCAAUGGAUUUCUCAAGUUACGCGAGCGACCCAGCAACAAGAGAAGUAUGAGAGAACAGAGCACAAAACAGAGGAGGGUCAGAGGAGAUCAAGGUCACGAGAGCACUGAAGAAGGGAGCGUCGGCUAUUCCGAUGAGCAAGCUCCGCAGUUGAUGGUUGCCCAUGAAAUGAUCGGAGUUGCGGUGCCCAGGAAGGCUCGCUCAGCUUCUGGAAAAAGGUCACAUGAAUAUGCUUCUUCUGGGAAUUAUGGAGGAGCUGGGGAAGAAGAGAGUCUUCAGCAACUGAGCGUAAAAGCCGCCUCGCUAUCUUUUUCUAAUGUUUCAGCGAGGAAGAAGAUGAAGCCAAAUGGACCCAAGAUUCGGCCUCCGAAGUCGACUAAAUCUUCUGAGCCUGUCGAAGAGGAUAUUGAGAUUAAGAUCGCUGAGGUUCUCGGGCUGAUGAAGCAAUCCAAGAGCUCCAAGGACCAGGAUAAUAUCAAAAACUAUACUUUGAAUAUCGAAGCUAAAGAUAGAAACGUUGCAGAGCUCAAGGACAAGAAAGUGGAGGCUGAGAGUGGUUUAAUGGCGGUUCAGGACAGUUCAGUUUCUGAAGCUGGUGUCUUUGAAAAAAGUGACCAACCGGAAAAGAUUGAAACUUGUUCGCCGAAAUCAAACGGGGAACUGUGCAACCCGGUUCACCAUACGGGUCGUGAUGAAGGAGCAUCUGGGUCCAUAGAGUCGCAGAAGGAAGAUGCCAAACCAUUCAUGGAAGAGGGAAAAAGCAUCCUCCCAAAAGUUGAAUUGUCUUGGGAGGAUUUGACAGGGACAAAAGCCAUUUCAACUGGGUCGAAGCUUGGGAGCAAGAGAGAGGACAUGUUCAAAUUUGAUUUGAUGGCUCCUCCUCCCAUGGAGAAGGAGGACUUGUCUGAUUUUGCAUCUGAUCCUAAACCUCUGCCUCAAGAUGUAGAAAUGAAGAUGGAAAUUUUGGUUAAGAAUGAAGAAAAAGUGGAAAAAUAUGUUGAGGAAGCUGUGGUUGAGAAAGUAGAUGAGAAGAAGAUGGAGACAAGUAAGGAAAAAUUUAAUGAAAACCCAAAUCAAAAUAGUGACAGUAAAUUACAACACCAAGGUAAAAAACAGCAGCCUAAAGAUGUCGUUCCAAAUCCGAAACUGGAGAAAAUUGCUCAUUCUAGCUCAGUGCCCUUGGCCAUGGGAUCAUCCACCACACUUCAGCCUGCAAAUUCCCUCCUGUCUCAGCCACGGCGAAAGAGAUGUGCAACCCACCAUUACAUUGCUCGAAACAUUUUCUUGCAUCAGAAGGUUACAAAGACGAACACUUUCUGGCCAGCAGAAACUGGUUCUGCUCCUCUACGUGGCACCAAGCCAGACAUCUUCAAAGUCAUAUUGCCUGCAGAAAACAGAGUCAUUGGAAACCCAAUGCUUGGAAGCUUACCAGGUUUGAAUCUUCAGCAAUCACAGGAACACGAGCAGGGCAUGUCAAACUUUCAAGGUCAUGGUGGAAACGGUAAAAUCUCUGAGGCUGCCAAUUUCACAGAAACUGUAAAGAGAAAGCAUCUUGCAGUUCAGCAAGCUCCAGCCUCUGAUGGAAAUGAAAUGCAUGGACACACUAUCACUUUCCCUCUGGGCCAACAUCAAGUGUCAGGGACAUCAAAUAGUAAUCAAUCUGGCCCUUUGAAACAUGCCAAAUCAACAAACAAUGCAUCACUUCCGAGCCACUCAGCUGCUAGAACUCCGAUGAGUUCUUCAGCGUUGCCAACGGUAGCUGCAGUGAACUUUAUUAAUCCGAAUAUGGCAGCCAAGGAAGGUCCAUACUUGGCACUCAAUGGGUAUCCAUUUCCUAUUUCAACUCAUAUAGGAACAACACCAGCCUUUAGAGGAGGAAACCCUGCUCAACCAGUGCCUUUGUUUAAUGGGCCUUUCUAUUCAAAUCAGAUGUUCCACCCAUCACAGGUUCAACAGCAACAGCCUCACUCGCAGUUGCAGCAUCAGAACGCAAACACUUCAAGUGAUUCAACACCAUCCCACAAGCAACAGGAGUCUCAGAAACUGAGGGAAGCACAAUUUAAUAGCAACAAUUUUUUGACCUCAACUAGCGUGCAAUCACAACAGUCACAAAAGCAGUAUGUGCCACCAACCCUUCAAUCUUGCAAGCUUGAGGGUGAGAUGAAUGGGGAGAAUACUGCAUCUCUUGCUGCCUCUCAUGCCCCAAAGAGUGUAUAUGGGCAGAACUUUGCAGUUCCAUUUCAACCCCUGAACUUUACCUUGAUGCCUUAUGUAACAUUGGGUGGUGGUGGGGGUGGCAGUGGAAAUCACAUUGAGGAAUCGCAGCAUGGCAUGUCAUUUGCCUCCUUCAGUGGAAAUAACAGCACAGGUUCAUGCUUGAACUUUUCAACCAUGGCACAAAAUCCAGUGAUAUUUCAAAGCCUCCCAGACAUGGCUCAGCAAGGAUUCAAAGUAGGACCGGCACCUCAAGCGGUGCAGAAAAAGAAUAAUCAAAUAUCCGAAAGGAAGACUGGAGGUGGUUCCAACAAUGCUGAUGAUGGGUUAAAAGCUGCUUCUGGGAAGUCUUCCUCAAGUAUUGGGCAAAGGCAGACCCUUGUUUUUGACAAUUCAGCAAGAACUCUUAACUUCAUGUCAUCCCCUGUCACUGGAAGCUGGCCUCCUCGGUCCAUCGCCUUGACUACCACAGCAACAAAUUCUCCUGUUGAUAAUAAAACAUCAUCAAAUUCUCAACAACAACACAUGUUCCAGUUUCAGCUUCAGAAGCCACAUACGUUACAACAGCAGCAACCUGCUAUUGCUGCCAAGUUCCCAAAGAACUCCCCUGCUUUCUCACAAGCUUUAGUACAAUGCAACAGUUCUGCCCAAGCUCCUCAGUUCUCAACUGUCGUGAGUUUUCCCCAACAACAAGGAAGAUCUUCACAAGGUCAGACUCAAAUAUCUUUCGGGGGAAACCACAAAUCAUCCUUACCACCACAAAGGCAACAGAUACUCACUAACAAGAACCAGUCUUCCUCUAGUUUGGUUGCUUCUUCAUCAAUGUCUACAUUACAGUCGCAUCAAACUGAGAAUUCUUCGCCUAGUGGUAAUGGCCAGAUGUCCUCUCCUGCUUGUGGUAGGAACUUGCCCUCAAUCUUGAGCACAUGUCCCAGUCACAUUUCUGAACUCAAGUACUAG